Messenger RNA from Cadophora gregata, 1125 nucleotides. RefSeq lists its product as uncharacterized. NCBI's taxonomy places the organism in Eukaryota, Fungi, Ascomycota, Leotiomycetes, Helotiales, Ploettnerulaceae. The record is from RefSeq and is a predicted model, not a curated record. The transcript has a single exon. Bases 1 to 1125 code for a protein of 374 amino acids.
AUGUCUUCUCAGACCCAGGACACCGCGCCCAAGAUCCUCUCAUUCCAUGCGUGGACUGUGGCUAAUUACCAUACUGGCCGAGAAGGCCCAAGCGACUGCAGCAUAGACGACGACAACAUCGAUGAAAAGCUGGAAAGAGAUAUCUUGGGAUACAAGUCAUACCUCUCUGAGAAUGGGACCCAAGCAAAAAUGAAUCAAUUCCAUGAACUCUACACCAAUAUCAGAGGCAGACCUUACCAGCUCGCACCUCCAACACAAGAGUUACAAGACAGGGUAGCAAACCUGUCAACUGAACAGCCUAGCCUGUGCGGACCUAUCUCUUUCAGCAGGUAUGAAGAGAUCAAGACCUUGGCGUACUCUCAGACUUGGACAGCAUCUAUGGCACAUCGAGAGGCACAUGCCGAGGCCGACAGGAGAGAACUAUACGGGUUACCACGAAACUGGGACACUAUCAAUGGAGCCGAUGAACGUGAUCCACGGACGAUUAGAAUAAUCCUCGAGUCUGUGAUAGCCAAAGCUGAGAGAGAAUGUUCAGAAGUGGUACGAGUUGAAGUCCUUGACAUGUGUAGGCCGCACAGACGGGUCCUGAGAGCCGCCGUUGCAACAGAAUCGCAACUUACGGAAGCCCAGAUAAAUUUCAUUGACCCGGUCGUGUGUGGCGCUAGUCGUAUCAUGGAUCAAUAUCAAUUGGACCUUAGGCCUGCCGAGCCUGAUCAGCCUCUAAAAGAAUGGGAGUGGAUGGUGCUAGCUAGUGAGGCUGAGCGUGAUUGGCAAGAGGAGCAUGACAGAAAUGUUACCCAACAGGAAUGGCUGGAGGAGCUAAGAGUGAGAUUGGCGCAACGAAUUGAGGAAGAUGACAAGUUGGAUGAGGAGCUUGAAGAUGAAAAUGGUCGCAUUCGAACUUUCGGCCAUAAGGUAUGGGGGAACCUCAUUGACCACUACUAUGUAAGUCACUCUUCCAGGAGUGGUAUUGAGCUCGAUCAAUUCGGCGAUCCUAUCGUCGCCAAUGAGGUGGAGGACAAUGACGAUCACCACCGGCUCGACGCGGACGAUUCAGACGAUGACUCCUCUUUAGGCGACUUUUGUGAUGAAGUUACAAGUGAUUGCGGGUGCGAUCUUUAUUAA